Molecule: messenger RNA, 1152 nt
Organism: Brettanomyces bruxellensis
Lineage: Eukaryota; Fungi; Ascomycota; Pichiomycetes; Pichiales; Pichiaceae
Exons: 1
Coding region: 1-1152 (383 amino acids)
Biological process (GO): protein N-linked glycosylation
Cellular component (GO): mannan polymerase complex
Molecular function (GO): alpha-1,6-mannosyltransferase activity
Source: RefSeq, a predicted model, not a curated record
AUGCUAGUGGUACCGAAAGUUCUUCCACGUUCUAGAAAGACUCUAUUUGUAUUCAUUCUCUUGACUCUUGCUACAAUAAGUGGAUAUGCAUUUGUGAGAUCGUAUCAUAUUAAAGAUGUUGCCUCCAGGGAUGAUAGCCUACCAGCAAAUACGUAUAAUAUACGGAGGACGGAGAAAAGAUUACUUACGGAAUUUGCAUAUGAUGACUCUUCCGUAAUAGAAGGCAAUAUUUGGCAAUUAUGGCCUGUAAGUAACAUAUCAGAUCCGGAAUUCCCAGAAAGCUGUCGGCAGUUAGUCCGUCGAUGGGAAGAAGCAAAUCCAGACUAUAAGUAUCAUUUGAUAUCGAUAGACACGGCAAUGAAAAUGAUCAAAGAUGAGUUUGGAGGAAAAGUUCCAGAAGUGGUUGAAAUUGCUCGAUCCAUGCCUGAUGCAAGACUCAGGUAUGAAUAUCUAAAGUAUGUGCUUACAUUUUUGCAAGGCGGAGUAUAUGCGGAUAUCGAUACAUUAGAUGUGAAGCCAAUCUCCCAUUGGACAAUUCCAUCUGAGAAUAACACCAGACUUACCAUUGGCAUAGUAUCGGACUACAAUCAUGAUAACUGGGAGGACUUUUUCAAUCGGCGAAUGAUAUUUUCCAACAGUCUCUUCGUGGCAAAAAAGCACCAUCCAUUUUUGGCCAAAUUGAUUGCCCACAUUUGCUAUGUUGCCUCAACACAGAAACAACUCAUACAGAACACAAAUUGGACGGCGGUGCUAACCGACUAUGAUGUGAAUGGUGAUCCGACAAUUCAGUUCACAGGACCUUCGAUAUUUUCAGACACAUUUUUCGACUAUUUGAAUGGCGUGGAAGAUUUAGAGGUUAAAGCAAUUGACAAAUUCGAUAAAGAACAACUUUCAAGUAUGGAUAUAAAAGGCCCAGAUAUUUCUGGCCAGGAUAUUGUAUCUUACAGGAAUUUUACAGGGCUGAGUCGGCCGGUUAAAUUGAAUCAUGGCAUUGUGAUUUUGCCCCAAGUAGGAUUUAACGGCUUUGAGAAUUAUCAUGAUGACGAAUAUGAUGACAACGAUGUUUCGGUUGGCUAUGACAGCUUUUUCUAUGCAAGACCCCUCAGCUUGACUGGAUGGAGCCACAGGAAACUGAGAUUUGAUUCUUCGUAG